Drosophila grimshawi is the source of this 1484-nucleotide messenger RNA. It is a transcript of the gene yellow-d2, whose product is annotated as protein yellow. The record is from RefSeq and is a predicted model, not a curated record. Bases 31 to 1326 code for a protein of 431 amino acids. NCBI's taxonomy places the organism in Eukaryota, Metazoa, Arthropoda, Insecta, Diptera, Drosophilidae. The transcript is spliced from 2 exons. Gene Ontology annotation, cellular component: extracellular region.
AGCAGAUCACAAAUUGCUCUCGGAAGCAGCAUGGAUAUCAGUCAGCAUUGCAUCAGGAUACUAAUAGGAUUUCUUUGUGGCUGGCUAGGCAUUGCAGCUGGACAAUAUGGCACAGGACCUGACGGUUCAUACCAUCCCAACGCCUUGGAGAAGGUCUUUGAGGCGCGCAAUUUGGUACUGAGUUUCCCAACGCUCCAGGAACAGGAGCGUGUCCUCCACGAAGGUCUCUAUAAUCCAGAUAAUGUUAUUCCCAUCGAUGUGGAUGUUUACUAUACACAUGGUGACAAAACGCCGUCGAUCUUUAUGACCAUUCCACGAUUCGGCAAGGGCGUGCCCUACUCUUUGGCAUAUGUGACCAAUGAGGUGCAAGAGAAUGGGACAGUUUUGCGACCCUAUCCUAGCUACGAUUGGCAUCAAUCCCAUGGUGCCGACUGCAAUGGCCUGACAUCCGUGUAUCGCACACAGAUCGACGAAUGUGGACGCAUGUGGAUAUUGGACAGUGGCGAGAUUGACUUUGUGCAGCACUGUGCCCCACAGCUGUACGCCAUAGAUUUGGCAAGUGGUGGUGUAGUGCAUCAUUAUCGCAUGCCGCGCGACAUGUACAAAGAGGGCGUUAGCCGCUUCGUUACGCCCACCAUUGACCUGGAUGCAGAGAACUGUGAUGUGAAGCACGUCUACAUGGCGGACUCGAUUGGCGAUGGCAUUGUGGUUUAUGAUGUGACUGCGCAGCAAUCGUGGCGUAUCGAGAACAAGUACACCUAUCCGCAUCCAGAUUUUGGCACCUUCACAGUAGCCGGCGAGAGUUUUCAACUUUGGGACGGAACUGUGGCACUCACAUUGACGCCACACACUCUAGCUGGUAGGAUGGAGCGCAUGCUGUACUUUCACUCGCUAUCCAGCAACUGGCAGAUGGCCAUUCCACUGCAGGUGGUCAACAAUGCGAGCAUAUGGAAGCGUAACGAUGUCAGUGCUGGUCUGGAUCAAUUCUUAUUGCUAGGCAAGCGGGGCAGCCAGUGUGUGGGGACGGCGAUGAGCGAGACGGGCAUGUUGCUGUGCGGACUGGUGCAGCCAGCCGGCAUACUUGCCUGGAACAUUCGUCAGCCGUACAAGCACGACAAUCUAGCGCUGCUCAUCGCCGAUGAACACAGGCUGCAAUUCACAAGCGGUCUGAAGAUUAUCCGAAACCACGAGGGCAAAGAGGAGCUGUGGGCAUUGUCGAAUCGCUUGCAAAAAGCUUUUGGAGCAGGUCUCAAUUUCAAGGAAGUCAAUUAUCGCAUACAAAAGUGUGGGCUGCAUGAGCUGCUCCAUGGCUUGCAUUGCUUCUAAAGCCAAUUUCAGCAUGCCAUUGAAAAAAAACAGUGUUGCCACCAAUUCUUAUCGAUUGUUCUGGAUUAUCAAGCACAUUUAAAAUUGCGGUAAAAAUUUAAACUGUAUUAUCGAUGCUUCUGAAGCUACGCUAUUUAAAUAAAUUUUGUAUAUAUUUA